UCAGUUGGAGGGAGGCAGGGAAUUCAGCUGAGCUGGUGGGCUGGGGCACACCUGGCGCAACCCGCUCCUUUCUGAAUCCCGAGUCCAAGUCCCUCGGAGGCUGCAAUUAUGAAGGAGAGACGGGCACCCCAGCCAGUGGUGGUCAGAUGUAAGCUCGUGCUGGUGGGAGAUGUGCAGUGUGGGAAGACAGCGAUGUUACAGGUGCUAGCGAAGGACUGCUACCCGGAGACCUAUGUGCCUACUGUGUUUGAGAAUUACACAGCUUGUUUGGAGACAGAGGAACAGAGAGUGGAGCUUAGUCUCUGGGAUACAUCAGGAUCUCCCUACUAUGACAAUGUCCGCCCACUCUGCUACAGCGACUCAGAUGCAGUAUUACUAUGCUUUGACAUCAGCCGUCCAGAGACAGUGGACAGUGCACUCAAGAAGUGGAGGACAGAAAUCUUAGAUUAUUGUCCCAGCACCCGUGUUUUGCUUAUUGGCUGCAAGACAGACCUGAGAACAGACCUGAGUACACUGAUGGAGCUGUCUCACCAGAAGCAGGCACCUAUCUCUUAUGAGCAGGGAUGUGCAAUAGCCAAGCAGCUGGGUGCAGAAAUCUAUCUGGAAGGCUCAGCUUUCACCUCAGAGAAGAGUGUCCACAGCAUCUUUCGGAUGGCAUCCAUGGUGUGUUUGAACAAGCCUAACCCAGUGCCCCCGAAGAGCCCUGUCAGAAGCCUCUCCAAGCGACUACUCCACCUCCCCAGUCGCUCUGAACUCAUCUCUUCUACCUUCAAGAAGGAAAAGGCCAAAAGCUGUUCCAUUAUGUGAAGUGGGAGUUGGGAGGGGAGAUAACCCCCCACUUCCUCCCUUAGGGUGCAGAGGCACGGGGAGAGGGAGGAUGAGACAAUUUAGGACACUGGACAUGAGUUUUCAGAUGGCCACCGUGAGGGCUUGGAAGGAGACAGGAAUGGUAUGAGGAUGGAGCCAGGCCUGGCAUGAGGACCUGACAUUGAGCAAGAACCAUCACACCCCAAGCCAGGCACUAGGUUUGGAGGGGGCAGCUGCCCCAGUGCCCCUCACUCCAGAGGAAGGAAAGGUGUGGGGGAGUGGGGGGGCAUGUUGGCCUCAUGGGCUUGGGGGCCUACAGGAGCCUCACCUUCAGCAUCAUGCCUGUUCCACACAGUAUUUCCAUGCAGGCUGGGGGAUGGGAGGGGUCCCUGAGCCGUUCUCUUCCCCUCUAAGCAGGUGGCAGAGGAAUGGAGAGUGGGGAAGCCAAGAGACAGCUCCCUUGGGAGCUUAGCCCAGGUGCUUUGCAAUGAAAUCAGAGGGGCAGGGGCUGGUCAGAGCUGAUGAGAAGGAAACCUCAUCUUUACAUAGCCUCAUGAAGAGGUGACAUCAUACAUUCACAUGCUUCUCACCUAAGUCCCCAGGGUCCAAGGGAGAAGCCCCAGACCCCCUUCUCUUGCAGAGUGUGGGGGUGGUGGUGCUGCAGGGGCAGGGCCGGGUGGGGGUCACCAGACUUUUCCUGCUCUUAGGGCAGUACAGCUGGCAUUUGUUUUAUAGACUCUUGUCUUUGGAAUUGGGGGGGAGGGGGGAGUGUUUCAAUCUGUUAUAUGUUCUGUGUUUCAAGAAGAAAACCUAUUUAUUAAUGAAAAAUAUAACACAUAUAAA
Molecule: messenger RNA, 1650 nt
Organism: Marmota flaviventris (yellow-bellied marmot)
Lineage: Eukaryota; Metazoa; Chordata; Mammalia; Rodentia; Sciuridae
Gene: Rnd1
Product: Rho family GTPase 1
Biological process (GO): small GTPase-mediated signal transduction
Molecular function (GO): GTP binding; GTPase activity
Source: RefSeq, a predicted model, not a curated record